GACGAGCAAUUGCCGGCGGUGUACGUUCUACCUGUAUUCGAAGACGGAACCCAUCAUCGAGGCCUCGGACGAGCUCACCUUCGCACCCUGGGCAGCGCGGUUCCCGGGCUGCGCGGCGCAGUUCGCGCAGGCGGGCUUCGAUCCGCAGCGCAACCUCUGGAACGCGGUCUUCGACUUCACAGGCAGCGCCGACAGGGCUCAUUGGCGCGUGCCUGGGCUGGAAGAGCUUGUAGAGCUCGAG
Molecule: messenger RNA, 241 nt
Organism: Prorocentrum cordatum
Lineage: Eukaryota; Dinophyceae; Prorocentrales; Prorocentraceae
Source: the annotation of a GenBank genome assembly